Cydia pomonella (codling moth) is the source of this 2724-nucleotide messenger RNA. RefSeq lists its product as uncharacterized. The transcript is spliced from 3 exons. NCBI's taxonomy places the organism in Eukaryota, Metazoa, Arthropoda, Insecta, Lepidoptera, Tortricidae. The record is from RefSeq and is a predicted model, not a curated record. Gene Ontology annotation, molecular function: serine-type endopeptidase activity. The coding region runs from base 1472 to 2530 and encodes 352 amino acids. Gene Ontology annotation, biological process: proteolysis.
ACACGGAUACAGUAUUAAUAAUUAUCAAAUUAAAUACGUCAGUUAUAUUAAACAUUUCAUACAGAUUACAAUGGUCCCUUACACCAUACAAUUUAAAUGACUAUUUCAGGAGUAAUCGUAAAUUAAAGUUUCAUUUCGAGCCAUAUACCUUGUACGAAAUAUUAAGACACUAUCCGCAGUUAGUUCUAAUUUUUACCACCUUAUGUGCUGGGAUCGGUUUACUUACCCCCACCAGGUACUUCGCACGGUCCCAAUAGCAGUAUACUUUUAGUAUAAAAUAGCUAGUGUAUAUCACUGUAGCUGAGGGAUAUGACUAGCAAAAUUGUAAUCAGAGGUAGGUAUACUUUCAGAGUUAUUGAUGUUAAACAUUACGAGUAAAAGCCACGCAAUCGCUAAAUCUUCCGUCGCAAGUUUCGUGCGGCACUCCAUAUAUUGUUCCUUUCUAAUUGUCUGACUUUACGCUCCCUCUAAGUUUAAAUAAAUAAUGGCAGCGGUUGCCUAACUUUAUGAACGUGCUGCUUUGAAGCCGGAAGUGGCGAAUUCGAAUCCUUUUGUAUUAGGCCAAGUAUGCCAACAACAACAAGACACACGGAAUUUGUUACUUUCAGAUAAUUUACAGGUAGGUAGGUGGGUAAGAUUGUUUCAUUUUCCAAGUACAAGUUCCAAUAUAGGUCGGGUUAUUGAAUCAAAUAGUUAUGAAUCUAUUUUUAACAAGUAGAUACCUCUGAGAACGAUACUACAAUUUUUAUAUUCACGGAAAAAAUUGAAAAAUUUACGCUUCCGGCAGGACUUGAACCCGCAAGUCUGCAAUCCGUGCAUUACUCUAAACCAAUUGAGCUAAAGAAACCUUGCAUAUAUUUCCAUUCCUUCCCUUAUGUAUACACACGCCUUCUGGGGUGGCGUAAAGUGACAGCUACCGAAAGACGAUUACACCUUUUAACGGCACCGGAGUCUCGGGUUUUUCCCUUCAAUAUAAAAAUUUCAAAUAGUUGUGAUCAAUAAUGAAUUAUUUUGGUGACGUGAAUUGACGUGAAAGUGAUUCAAUUAUGUCAAUAAAACUACUCCAAUUUUUAUUAUCAGUUUGCUUAAUUAACCAUUCCUCAAGAAUCACUUUAUCGAUAGGUGAAAACCGCGUUCAGUGUUUUUCAGUUUAUCGCGAACAUACAUACACACAGACAGACGCGGCGGGUGACUUUGUUUUAUAAGUAACUAUGUAGUGAUAAAUGUUGAACUAAAACAAAACAAAAGUUUUACGUUUCACUUUCAUAACGGUCAGUUCUCCAGUUGGCUUUCAGCAAUGAUAUUAAUUAGGUUAGUGUCAACAUUUAAUUAACAACAACUUAAUUCCAAAUUGAUUUUGGUAGUUUUUUUUUAAGCUAUUUUAUUUUCGUUUGGACAUACGGUUACUUAAUAAUAUACUGUUUUCUAUCUGUCAAUAUAACGCGGAUUCAAUGAAGAAUCCUUUUCAAAAAUGCAAACAAAAUACCUUAUUGAAUCUUCUUUCAGGUUAUUUUUUGUCCUUAUUUUCUGUCAAACCGCCUUGGGCUUCUGGGACAUGGGAACGUCCACAGAGGCCCUGCCUAAAGACAUGCGAACGCGGCUGAGCAUGUUUCAGUGGCAAGUGCAGACCGACUGGUUCGAGUUCUGGUUCCCGGAUUGGGACUGGGCGGACUCUUGUUAUAGACGGCGUAUGAGCGUCGUAGCUGGGAUAUCUAUACAAUUUACAAAUCUCGGUGUGGGGAGCCUUAUUAACCGGCGGACAGUAAUCACAUCAGCGAACAUUGUAGAAGCUCACUUAGAUGUGGCGCAGGAUCUCCGCGUAUGGGCACUUGGUCGAGGGACUUACUACUACACACCUUUCAGGUAUCGAGUUUGGAGAGCCCGAAGAGUCAUACCCAAGAGCAACAACCCAGAACACGAACACGGCCCAAGAGGAACGCAUAUUCCGAGACACGACAUCUCCAUCAUCCACACCAGAGAACAAAUGUAUUUGUAUCCGUACAUGCCGCGCACGUACCACUAUUCAAUAAGAGCGCUCAUCCCCCCAAAGCAUAUGUCACUUCCGGAUGACAUGAUAUUCGCAGGGGCUGGUUUCGAAGACCUAACGCACAUCAAGGAGAACUACAAAAUAAAUUAUCAGACGCUGCACAAACGUGAAAUCGUCGACUGUUCCCGAUACCUCGUCAAAUGGUGGGGCAAAUUUAUAUGUUUUAAGAGUAAUUACGACCAGAAGAAAAGAGCUGGAGUGCCCGCUGGAGGCCCGGUAUUGACAAACGAUAUGCACGUUGUGGGGAUAGGAUGUUUUGAGAUAAGGUACAAUGAAGAUCGUAUAUCGGUGUUCACGGAUGUGAGGUACUACGUUGACCACAUUUAUGUACUGUCCAAUAUUACUUGGGGAGAGUACUAUGACUAUGCUUAUCAACUUUAUGGUAAUUAUUUAAGUUGGUUUUGGUUGGGAAAAAAUCAGGCUUUCAUACCGGCUUGGUCGAGUUAUAUUAUGCAUGACAAUUUUGCUCCUUUGGGAAAGUAACUGUAGGUAUAGGAAUAAUUAUUAUACCUAACUGUAAUUAAAAACUUCAAUAAAGUUUUAUUAAUCUGCUACCCCAAAACUAUUGGAUCUAUAACUCUAUGCAGUAGGUUGGUAAUCUUGCACUUAUAAAAACGCAAAUAUCAAAACUCUCGAGGUUGAUCGUAUUUUAAAAUAAUCAUUGCUCUUAGGGAUAA